AUGGACAUUGAAGAUCAGGUUGCACCUGCGCUUGCACACGCUCAAUCCACUUCCCCUCUGCUCACGAAUGUGCGGGUUAUGAUGGUAACCAUGGGAUGCGGCCACAACGCUGCUGAAAGUGAUAUAAUUGCAAGUGCUUUGCAGACAGCGGGGGCCGUCAUCACCCACAGCAACGGGAAGUACAUAACACCAGAGAGCGCCAGAGAUGUGGACGUCCUGUACAUCAACUCGUGCACCGUGAAGAAUCCGUCCGAGGACAAAGCCUUUGUCCAUGUUCAGAAGGGAUUGGAGGUUGGUACGGUCGUCGUGCUUGGCGGCUGUGUUCCCCAGUCUUACGGAACCGUGAAUGAUGAGCUCCGAAAAGCGUCUGCCGCGAAGCAGCUCAUCAUUUCAGGGGUGCUUACUCAGCAAUGGCUAGCAGCGCUUCCAAGGCUUCUUCGCGAGGCCAUCGAUCUUCAUAUUCUAAACAAUUCUCACUUACUGCAACCUGCUUUACGAAUGACGCAGCCAUCGGACAAGGCAGGAGUUCCUGCUGCUAUCUCAUACGUCACCAAGGAAGCUACAAAAGACGUCGAAGUAGAGUAUCUGAAGUGCACUCCAGUCCACCGUGCUAAUCCUAUCAUUGACAUUAUUUCGACUGGCAGUGGAUGCAUGGGAUCUUGCACAUACUGCAAAACGUGCCACAGCCGUGGAAGACUGCGCUCAGUACCUCUAGAUACCUUACUGGCGCGUAUACGUAGUAGCCUGGCUGACCCUAUUAUCCGUGAGCUUUGGCUGACGGGAGAGGACACGCUUGCAUGGGGCCGUGAAAGUGACGCAACUUUCGCUGUACUCUUGCAGGAAGUCCAGAAACUUUUCGAAACAGAGAACCCGACACAUAAGAUGCUGAAGAUAGGGAUGACAGAUCCUGACUCUGUUAUCAACCAGGAGGACUCUCUGAUAUCCUUUAUGCGCUGUAAGUAUGUGUACAAGUUUCUCCACUUACCUGUGCAGUCAGGGUCAGAUCGGAUUCUAACCCUGAUGCGACGCCAUUACGACAUAGAAACCUUCUUGAGGUCUUGCUCUAAGCUGCAGUCUGCCGUUCCAGAUCUUUGCCUAGAUACAGAUAUAAUAUGUGGCUUUCCUGGCGAAACCGAUGAAGACCAUGCACAAUCUCUCAACCUUUUCCGUAACCUCAAAGAGGACGCACCACGUUUUCAGGUCGUCAAUAUUACACAGUACUAUGCUCGGAAAAACACGCCUGCCGCAUCCAUGGAGCAGGUUCCUGCCAGUAAAAAGCGGGAGCGUACCAGAGAGAUGUCUGAGGUCGUUAAAAAUUCAUUUCGGAGGGAUCAAUAUCACGGUCAAGUUCAUGAUAUCAUGGUGCUAGAAAGGCUGCAGACGGAGAACCAUGGGCGACAAUAUGGAGGCAAAACGUAUAAUAACCUCACAGUGGCCAUAGAGGCGGUCGAUCAGGAGGUGCCUAUUAAGUUGGGCUCGUACGUACGCGUUCGCAUAACAGGCUCUACGAGAGUGGCCCUGAUAGGAUCGGUAAUGACUUACCAUAGCUCGCCCGUAAUAGUGCGGCGAGUGGAGUGA
Giardia duodenalis is the source of this 1578-nucleotide messenger RNA. RefSeq names its product tRNA 2-methylthioadenosine synthase. The record is from RefSeq and is a predicted model, not a curated record. Gene Ontology annotation, cellular component: endoplasmic reticulum. The transcript has a single exon. NCBI's taxonomy places the organism in Eukaryota, Fornicata, Diplomonadida, Hexamitidae. The coding region runs from base 1 to 1578 and encodes 525 amino acids. Gene Ontology annotation, molecular function: tRNA (N(6)-L-threonylcarbamoyladenosine(37)-C(2))-methylthiotransferase activity; 4 iron, 4 sulfur cluster binding. Gene Ontology annotation, biological process: tRNA methylthiolation.